CUGCGGUGACGCGGACAGUGUGCGCGGCGGCCCAGGAGGACCCGGGGCUGCUGUCGGCGGUUGGGGAGAAGAUGCCCAAAGUGAAGAGGAGCCGAAAGCCGCCGCCUGACGGCUGGGAACUGAUCGAACCCACUCUGGAUGAGCUGGACCAGAAGAUGAGGGAAGCUGAGACCGAACCUCACGAAGGGAAAAGAAAGGUAGAAUCAUUGUGGCCCAUCUUCAGACUCCACCACCAGCGAACACGGUACAUCUUCGACCUGUUCUACAAGAGGAAGGCCAUCAGCAGAGAGCUAUAUGAUUAUUGCAUCAGAGAAGGUUACGCUGACAAGAACCUCAUUGCUAAGUGGAAGAAGCAGGGCUAUGAGAAUCUGUGCUGCCUGCGUUGCAUCCAGACCCGAGACACCAACUUCGGAACAAACUGUAUCUGCAGAGUCCCCAAGAGCAAACUGGAAGUGGGAAGGAUUAUCGAAUGUACGCACUGUGGAUGCAGAGGCUGCUCUGGCUAAAUUCAGGGUCUUCCUCAGUGAGUUGUGAGGAAGCAAUGACAUUUUCUGCUGGGGUGUAUUGUGCAUAGUUUGCUGUAUUCUUAACUAGAAACUAUGGACCAUAAUUAAGGCAAGAUUUAUUUCAUUUUUCUGCAUGUACUAAAACACUGUUUCUUAAUGGAGUUCAGUAAGUUUUUAAAGUACGAAUGUCAUUCUUUUUAGACUAAAGCUUGAGAUCACUCACCUUUUUAUAAAAUAACAAGCAGCAUUGCAGCUAAUGGUUCAGUUUAGAUGCUGGUAACUAUACAAUUUGCAGCAUCCCUUGAGAUUGUCUUGUUUGUCAAAUGUGCUUAAACUAUUAAAUCUGUACCGCAGUUUAAAUCUUGGAAAUAUUAAAGGUCCCUCAACUUUA
Molecule: messenger RNA, 897 nt
Organism: Callorhinchus milii (elephant shark)
Lineage: Eukaryota; Metazoa; Chordata; Chondrichthyes; Chimaeriformes; Callorhinchidae
Gene: bud31
Product: BUD31 homolog
Exons: 4
Coding region: 72-506 (144 amino acids)
Biological process (GO): mRNA splicing, via spliceosome
Cellular component (GO): spliceosomal complex; nucleus
Source: RefSeq, a predicted model, not a curated record